Messenger RNA from Metarhizium brunneum ARSEF 3297, 672 nucleotides. The record is from RefSeq and is a predicted model, not a curated record. Lineage: Eukaryota; Fungi; Ascomycota; Sordariomycetes; Hypocreales; Clavicipitaceae.
AUGGAAGGAUAUCCAAAUGCGGCGGCAAAAUUCUCCAAGGAGGCGAAUCUACAGCCGCACCAAGACAAUGCAUCUAUUCGGGCGAGACAAGAAAUUCAGAACCACAUACACAGUGGCAGUAUUCAGGCCGCAAUUGAAGCUUUGAAUGAGCUUGACCCAGAGCGGCACCACGCUGACCGUAUCACACAGAUCCUAGAUGAUGAUAAAGCAUUGCACUUUUCGCUCUUGCGUUUGCAACUAGUGGAGCUCAUCCGUUCAUGUAAUUCCGCUGGCGGCGACAUUGGCCCAGCUCUGAAAUUUGCUACGGAACAACUUGGUCCUCGUGCCCCGACCAACCCCAAAUUUCUUGAGGAUUUGGAAAGGACCAUGGCGUUGUUACUCUUCCCCCCGGAUAGCUUAGAGCCCCAACUUGCGUCACUUCUCGACCCCGAACUUCGUCGAACUGCUGCUGAUAGUGUGAAUAAAGCCAUUUUGGAGAAGCAGUCAGCUCGACGCGCCGCAGCCAUUCGCCAGCUCGUCAAAAUGCGAGCUUGGGCAGAAAACACUGCGCGGGACAAGGGAAUCAGUCUACCAGAUCGACUUGACAUCGGCCUUCGAGGGGAAGAGCAGGGCCACCACGAUUGCCAACAGUCCCACAUCGGCAAUGGGCAUGAACCCAUGGUAACCAGCUAA